Vombatus ursinus (common wombat) is the source of this 942-nucleotide messenger RNA. RefSeq names its product acid-sensing ion channel 2-like. Gene Ontology annotation, molecular function: ligand-gated sodium channel activity. Lineage: Eukaryota; Metazoa; Chordata; Mammalia; Diprotodontia; Vombatidae. Gene Ontology annotation, biological process: sodium ion transmembrane transport. The transcript has 4 exons. Bases 1 to 942 code for a protein of 313 amino acids. The record is from RefSeq and is a predicted model, not a curated record. Gene Ontology annotation, cellular component: membrane.
AUGGAUCUCAAGGAUACCACCAGUGAAGGCAGCCUGCAGCCAUCCAGCAUCCAGAUCUUUGCCAACACGUCCACCCUCCAUGGCAUCCGGCACAUCUUUGUGUACGGGCCCCUGACCAUCCGCCGCGUGCUUUGGGCUGUGGCUUUCAUGGGCUCCCUGGGCCUGCUGCUGGUGGAAAGCUCGGAGCGCAUCUCCUUCUACUUUUCCUACCAGCAUGUCACCAAGGUAGAUGAAGUAGUUGCCCACAGCCUGGUCUUCCCCGCCGUGACCGUCUGCAACCUCAAUGGCUUCCGCUUUUCCCGCCUCACCACCAAUGACCUGUACCAUGCUGGGGAGCUGCUGGCCUUGCUCGAUGUCAACUUGGACAUCCCUAAUCCACACCUAGCUGACCCCACCGUACUGGAGGCCCUGCGGGAGAAGGCCAAUUUCAAGCACUACAAACCCAAGGUCUUCAGCAUGCGAGAGUUCUUGGAGCGUGUUGGCCAUGACCUGAAGGAUAUGAUGCUCUACUGUAAGUUCAAAGGACAGGAGUGUGGGCACCAGGACUUCACCACCGUCCGCCGAUACGCCAGAGCAGGGCAGCAGGCCAUGCCUAGAGCGAAGGCUGGAAGCUGGGGCAGGCUGGUUGGGCAGUUUUUGGGAGUUUGGUUUGCCAGUGACCAGAUUUGUGGAAAGGAGAGCAGCCUGCUGAGUCCCAAAGUGGAAGCAGUCAGGAGGCAGCAGGCACAGGCAGAAUCAGCUGGAGCUUCUGGGCAUGGGGGUAGGGGGAACAGUAGGAGAAAUGCUGAAGGAGGGUGGCCUGGUGAUGAGGGGAUGGUUCAAGUGGCAUCUUCGGCUUGGGACGUGGAUGGUGAAUCUCCCCGGGAGGAGAAGAUACGUGCUAUGGAAGUGAUAGAAGAAUGCUCACAAGGGGCCGUCUGUGAAGCGACAGGGCCAGCUUAG